AUGUCUGAAGAAGAAAGGGAUCUUCUGGCCCGUAUCGGUCAACUUGCAGGGCAAAUCAACAGACACAGAAGCCAACAGGCUGGAGUUGGAGCCGCCCCGAGUCGCCAACCAAACAGUUAUCGACGUGGAAACGCAUACCACCCAGCCAGCGCUUACAAUGGUUCGGCGUAUCGAGUUGGGCGGCCGCACAACAGCCAUCGACAUCGCACUCUUCACCUCAACCAGUCUCGGCCGGCGUCAGACUCUAACACACCCAGCCCAGGUUCAACACCUGGAAGUACCGGUUGGGUGUCCAGAAAUGACCGCCACCGACAGUUAAUCAACGCCAACGUAUACGAGAAAGAAACCCAAAAUCGCGCUAAAGCCAUGGAAGAGACGAGGCAGAAGAAGUUUCAGGGUCGAAAACAGCGAGAGAAAACGCAGCUGAAAGACUUUUUGCGGCACCAAGCCAGUGCUACUGACGCGACUACUAAUUCUACUCCUGGUACAGGAAGAAACGAGAUUAUAAUUGAAGGCAUUCGUUUCCACGUGGCUGACGGCGGCAAGAAACUUGUGAAAUCUGCAGAUCAAUAUUCCGCCACUCCCAAGACGGCCGUUGUCGCCGGGGUCAGAUUCCAGCGGACAAAGAGCGGCAACAUGGUGGCCAACAGGAUCGUCCAAGACCAACGUCGAUCCGGGGUUCAAAAGAAGGUUUCCCAACCUUGCAAAGCAUUUUCAACGACGGGUUCCUGCCCCAAAGGGCCAACUUGCCGAUAUCAACAUGAUCCAACCAGGGUGGCUGUAUGCAAGGACUUGCUCAAGGAUGGCAAGUGUCCCAACGGCGAGUCGUGCGACCUUUCCCAUGAUCUUACCCCCGAACGCGUCCCGAAUUGCUUGCACUAUGCAAAGGGCCACUGUACAAAACCCGACUGUCCGUAUACGCACUCCAGAGCAGCCCCCGGUGCUCUGGUCUGCGAGUCUUUUGGAUUCUACGGUUACUGUGACAGAGGAGCCGCCUGCACUGAACGCCAUGUUUUCGAAUGUCCUGACUUUAGCAACACGGGUGUCUGCAAAAACAAAGGAUGUAAACUCCUCCAUCGUGAAAGGGCAAGCGUCCUACGAAACCAAGCCAAGGCUGACGAGGCCAUGGACGAUGAUGUAUCCAGCGACGAAGAGCCAGUCGAUUCAGACGACGUUGACUCGGAUGAGGUUGCGGAACUCAUUGAAGCAGAAUCGGACGACUCUGACUUUGAGAACCAAAAGGACUUUAUCCCUCUCUAG
Pochonia chlamydosporia 170 is the source of this 1260-nucleotide messenger RNA. RefSeq names its product zinc finger domain-containing protein. The record is from RefSeq and is a predicted model, not a curated record. Gene Ontology annotation, cellular component: nucleus. The transcript is spliced from 6 exons. Gene Ontology annotation, molecular function: metal ion binding. The coding region runs from base 1 to 1260 and encodes 419 amino acids. Lineage: Eukaryota; Fungi; Ascomycota; Sordariomycetes; Hypocreales; Clavicipitaceae.